Molecule: messenger RNA, 578 nt
Organism: Rotaria sp. Silwood1
Lineage: Eukaryota; Metazoa; Rotifera; Eurotatoria; Philodinida; Philodinidae
Source: the annotation of a GenBank genome assembly
GAUCAUGGAUUGGUUUUGAAGGUGGUCUCUGGUUGGGUGGAUUGACGGGAGAUCAGCGACUUUCUGACGAAAAUUGUCUCAUCUAUCAGACUGAUCCUAUUCAAGAAACAAUUGAAAUUGUUGGCUUUGUCAAUGUAUCCCUUCAGCUUGUAACUACAGGUGCAAUAAACGGAGCUCAACGACAAAUGCCACCUGCAAAUCUCGAACCAAAUCAUCCAUAUAUAAUAACUAUUCGACUUCGUUUUACAACAUGGACUUAUUUUAUUGGUCAUCGUAUUCGUGUUGCUAUAUCGAAUAGUAUGUUUCCAACUUAUUGGCCAUCUCCAUUUGCUAUGAACACAUCACUCUUUCUCGAACCAUCAACUACUCUUAUUGACUUACCCGUUAUUCCUGCUAUGUCAUCAAUACCAUCAUCACCAUUGUUCACUCAACAACAAGUUUCAUCAGAUGAUAUUCUUUCAGAAUCAUUUUCAGGAGGUAAACCAAGAAUAUAUCAAAAGUAUGAAACAAAUCUAUCUACAACAAUUAUUUUUCAACGACUUACCUACGAACUUUUACCUACAAAUAUAUUCAUAUAA